AUGGUUGUCUUCGGAAGCAUGCGGCUUCCUCUUCUGUUGUUGUUGCUGCUGAACGCAACAUUUGGUUCGGCACACCGCUGGUUCAACUGGCAGUAUGAGGUCGGCUGUGAGUCCGAUACCUUCAUCGCACCGGCAGAUGAAACCGGUGUUACCGACUUCCUGAAGAAGGAGUUCCCUAAGCAAUCUCUUAUCAAGGUCGUCGGUAAUGGCCACGGUUUUGGAAACUUGACUACCUGUACCAACAAGGGUUCCACCAACAAAACUUCUCACAUCGUCAGCCUUACCAACUUGAAGAAGCUUGAGAUCAACAAGGACAUGACCGUCACCGUCGGUGCUGGCUGGGAUGUCUAUGAUCUGGUGAAUGAACUGAAGAAACGCAACCUGUCCUUUGACUAUCUCGGUGCCAUGCGUGUCCAGAAUAUUGUCGGUGCUAUUAGCACCGGUACCCACGGCACGGGCCAGAAUAUCACCAACAUGGCAACGCAGGUCGUUUCUCUCCGUGUUGUUGAUGCUCGUGGUGAUAUCCGUACGAUCGACGCACAAAAAGAUGCUGAAGAGAUGAAGGCGUUUCGUAUUAACCUUGGUGCUCUCGGCCUGAUCACCGAAGUCACCCUCAAGGUUCAGCCGACUCACUUCCUGAAGAAGACCACAAAGGUGCUGAAUGCCACCACCGACUACAACAAGCUGUACACGGAGCUUGCGGAUCUCUACAAGAAGCAUGACCGCAUGACUGUUUGGGGACCUCACUUCAACUGGGACGCCAAGGCUGAGGACUGGGUCAUCGAGCCUACUUUCUACGCCAGCUGGUGGGAGCCGACCAAUUACACUGGCGUCCGCAACUGCACCCUCAACUACUGCGCCAACGGCUGCGGUGACUGCAUCAAGGACUAUGUCUGCUAUGAUGAGACAAGCGAUGCAGUGUCGUGCCCUCCCCAGGGUAUCUGCUCGAGCCAGUUCUACGCUGAGAUUGAGCACUUCUUCCCCAUGGAGCAUUUCGUGGACGCCGCCGUCAACUACACUAAGUACCAGCAGGCACAGACCCCGAAGAUGAAGGGCUUCGAGAACGAGAAGAUGAUCUUCCAGUUCCGUGCUCUCAAGGGCGAUGACUCGUAUAUGUCCCCAGCCAACACCUACAACCUCGGCUCCGAGAAGAGUGGUGUUUUCGGUGUCCUGGAGAUUGACUGGAUGCAAAAGGUGAACCACUGGGGUACUUUGUACAACAACCAGCAGUUUGCCUAUGACUUCCAGGAUGAGUUUGGCUCUGUGUAUAAUGCCCGCUCGCACUGGAACAAGAUGUCUCCCAACGACCCCAAGCACACCUUGGCUAUCUUCCCUAAGCUUCCUGAGUUUCUGAAGAUUCAAGAGCGCCAGGACCCCAACUGCCAGUUCGCCAAUGAGUUCCUGGUGAACCAGCUCGGUAUUGAGCGCUGCCGGUCCGCACUCAACCUGUAG
Molecule: messenger RNA, 1452 nt
Organism: Aspergillus pseudonomiae
Lineage: Eukaryota; Fungi; Ascomycota; Eurotiomycetes; Eurotiales; Aspergillaceae
Exons: 1
Coding region: 1-1452 (483 amino acids)
Molecular function (GO): FAD binding; oxidoreductase activity, acting on the CH-OH group of donors, oxygen as acceptor
Source: RefSeq, a predicted model, not a curated record